AUGGGCACUAAGAGGGCAGGUGAUGCGGGGAUCCCGUCGCCUGCGAAGAAGGCGGCGGCCGCGGCGGCCUCGCCAGCCGCUGCCUUUGGCGCGCCGCCCGCCGCUGCCUCUGGCGCGCCGCCCGCCGCUGCCUCUGGCGCGCCGCCCGCCGCUGCCUCUGGCGCGCCGCCGGCCCUGCGCAUCGCAGACGGACCAGUCGAUGCAGCAGGGUCACUGAAGCACCACGUCGACCAUAGUUUGCUCAGCUUCCUGGGGCAGCGCAAGCGCGAGGUGUCCUUCGCGGUGCCCGCCAAGUGUUCUUUCAUUCCGCCGUUGGCCAUCACUGAUGCUGCAAACCUCAGUUCGUUUCGCGAGGUCAUGGACGACGACAACCUGGUUGCGAGCUUCUCCCGCACCAAGGAGUACGAGGCAGCGGGGGCGGGGUGGAUGUUGGACCCGAUUUGCUCGGACAUCGACGACGUCAGCGCGAGCCAGCUCGAGGGCGCCGUGGGCGUGCGGUCGGAGGAAGCGCAUUCCCUCUCCCCCAAGCACGCGGCCUCGCGGCGCCUCUCCUUCGACGCGCCUAUCCCCGCCAUGGUGGUCGACGUCAAGGUCGCCCAGCGGUUUGAGCCUAACAGGCCUGGAGUUUGCGUGACAGAGGCCCUGGCCGUGCUCGCGGGGCGCGCGGUGGUCAUCGCGUGGCGUGCUGCUAUGAGCGAGGCGCUCCAGCAGUCCAACGAAGACCGCGUGUGGCAUCUGUUCAACGCCGCGUUGUCCGUGCCCAUCAGGAUGCGUUUGCUGCCUGAUGGCGACGCGACCCACUUGGCCGCUCUGGCAUUUUCAGAGAAGAUGUUCUCUGCGUAUGCUGCCUCUGGCGCUGAGUCCUUCUGGCGCGUGGAGAAUUGUUUCGCCAAACAGGAACCAGUGUCGAAGCUGGAGGCUGCGCUGAAGGCCUACGGCCUCCAGUUCAAAGGAAAAGCGUGCACCGCUGCAACCGCCGCGGCGCUGAAAGGUCUGUGCACGUUCGCCCUCGAUGGUGCCUGCAGUUCGGCUUUCAAGCUGGUCGAAGUGCAUUUUCCAGAGCUUCGCGACCCUACGCUUCUCAUGAGCAUCGGCUUCGCCUGCUCCACGAGGGGUGGUUCUGACGCCGAGGCCAGGGAAUUGCUCGUUUUCAUCGUGAACAGUUUGUGCGUGGCCCGCUUGGCGGGCGACGUCCCGAAGGGCGAGGAACCGGUCGUGAGCCGGAUCGUUGGGCGCGAUAGGAAGACGCCAGGGACCCCCCGCGCGCUCUUCAAGAAAAAAGAGUUCGUCGAGUACAUCUUCCACGAGGCGCUUCUCAUGAACAAGGAAGUGGGGGGCGACGUGGCGGUAUUUAAGACGCCUCUCCACAUCCCCCAGAAGUUCGCCGCCUCUGGCGCGAAUGGGCCCGUGGCUUCGCGCCGCGCGUCCGACUCAGGCGGCGGCGCCGACGGGGUGGAGACGUUGUUUGCGCCCCCCGUGGCUGGGCAUCGGAACGCCGUGGAUGUCAAGACGACGGCGAUGAUCGACCUUGCCCAGCAGGAGUUGCAGAACAGCACCACUGGGUUCGUCUGGCACACGUACCUCGCCGAGACCAGCCAGGGCGUUGACGCCAAGUACCGCGCCUUCGUGGCCGCGUGCACGGGUGGGCCCAUCACCGCCAACCCCGAUGAGGAUGCAAAUCUCGGCUUGUCGGGGAUCUCCGAGCUCGGGGGCGAGCAAAGGGCGGAGCUCCAGAAGCUCCAGGAGCAGCUCAAGCAGCUCCGCAGGACAACUGUGAAGUUCGUCAGUUUGCCGUCUGUCGGCGGUGCCUCUGGCGCGGAGUACGCAGCGGCGCAGAUGCAAAGCUUGUGGGGUGCGCUCAGCCUCGGGCACCGCUUCGGGAGGAAGAAGAACGACGUUCGCGCGUUCAUCCUCUCAGCGGACUCGUUCCCGCCCAGCGUCGUCAAGCAAGGCGCCAAGGCGAGGGUGAACGAGCAGGUGGCGUGUGGCGGGGCGAAUUUCAAGCGCGCCAUCGAGUUCUUCUUGCAGAAGAGGCAGGAGGAUGAUGCCCUCAUCUUCCUCGACGGCAGGGGCCGCGCGAACCGCAGGGUAAUUGAGUCCUUCGAUGCGAAGUUGGAGUCAGGAGGCACCCGCGCGCACGUCAGGUGCUGGUUCGUGCGCGAGCAACCAGCGAAGAAGGUGGGCCCGCGGUCCGCGGCCAGGGCGUCGAGCUACACGAAGAACAACAGGGGGGCGGCCAUUUUCUCGAUGCCACUCGAGGGCCCGCCGCGGAAAGUGCUGCACCGUGCGGAGUUCAACGCGUGCGGCGAGUCCUCGACCGCAGACGCGUCACACAGCGGUGUCCCCGAGCUUUUCCACGACCGCAUACACGUCAACGCGCGCGGCAUCCUCGACCGCAUACGCGUUAUCGACCGGCGUUUCUCCGAGCUCCUUCGCAUGGACCACGAGACGAGGAUGAGCACCUUGGGAGCUGCAUCUUGCGCUGGCGUUGACGGGAAGCAACCGCGCCUGCAGGGGGGCGUGAAGCCGCUCAGCUUGUGGCAGGCUCUCGUGGAGAACCACAAAGCGCCCCACGUCGUGGACUUCACUCCAGGUUCUGGCGCUUUGGCUGUUGCCGCCCCUGGCGCAAUUGAGUGCGAAGGCAUCGCUGCCAACGAUGCGCGCCGGGACUGGCUCGAUUCCAUCGUGCACAGGUGCGCGAUGCACAAGGCGGGCCACGAGGAGGAGUACGCGGAGCAAUUGGGCGGCGACGCCGAGUUCGCCGAGAAAGCCAGCAAGUAUUUCAGCGGAGCCAUGAUGGAGGCGAAACGUCUGUGGAUGCCAGCGGCCGGGGACGGCGAGGACGAGGAGGAGGGGGGUGGCGCGAGCUCGGACGACGAGUAG
This is a messenger RNA of Prorocentrum cordatum, 2883 nucleotides long. NCBI's taxonomy places the organism in Eukaryota, Dinophyceae, Prorocentrales, Prorocentraceae. The record is from the annotation of a GenBank genome assembly.